CUGGCUAAAAGUAGACGUUGCAUAUCAAACGGUCACAGUUUUCGACAUUUCAAAUUUCAAAAACCCCUGUUCCUGCAUUCCAUUUCCUACACCAUUUCCGGAUUAAAACCCUAGAGAGAGAAAGGGAGAGCUGAAUGGCUUCCACUAAAUAGAAAGAAGAGAGGGGAGAGAUGAAGAUUCCUGUUCUCACUGUGCUUAAGAAUGGAACCAUCCUUAAACACAUCUAUCUGCAAAAUCCCGACCCUGAAGAACCUGAAUCCAGCCCAGAAUCAUGUGAAAUCGAUGAAUUUUCUGGCAAGAAAGAGAAUGAGGAGGAGGUGCUAAUGGUUGGAAGGCAUCCUGAUUGCCAUGUUGUUCUGGACCAUCCAAGCAUCAGCAGAUAUCACCUUCGGAUUCAGUUGCAGAACCGAUGCCUGAAAUUCAUUGUCACUGAUUUAUCAUCAGUGCAUGGAACUUGGGUUUCAGGGCAAAAGAUUGUCUCACAAGUUGCAGUGGAUCUUCAAGAGGGCGAUACUUUAAGGCUUGGAGCUUCAACUAGGAUCUAUAAACUCAGAUGGGUUGCAAUGGAUUCGGCAUUUGAUUUUGAAAACACCAAUUUCUCAGCUGUUUCCCAAGAACAGGACAUGUAUCAUCAGGUAGUUCAAUGUGAAUUUCCUUUUCUCCAGAAGUACCAUAUGAGGCAUUUUCACGGCAAAUCUUUGAUUGUUCAGGAACAGGAGAACUAUCAGUCACCAUCAGUGAAGAAACCAGAGGAUCCAUGGGCUACAGAUGAGCCAUCUGCACCCCCAUUGCCAGAUUCUGCAAACUUUGAGUCUCUAGAUGAAGCUUUUACUGCCAUUGAAGUCCUUGCUGACAAAGAAAACCAAGGCCCACUGGGUAAAAGAUCUCAAAAGAGGGAACCAUCAAGUCUCUGGUCUAGAAGAUACAAAUCCACAAACUUCCUUAGUUUGAACACAGAGAAUGUGAUCAAUGAGAGCUUUGGAUCAGGAUUGAAUUCUAAUUUCAAUGGUGAUUCAGAGGUUCUUAAAGAGAAUUAUUUUGCUGGGGCUACAAAUAAUGGAAUGAUGUAUCCAGAAUAUCAGGGAUCAUCAUUAUCCAAAGCAAUUUCGAAGCGUUUGAGUGAGGAAGGAGAAGAAAUGUAUGUUUCUGAUAAAGAGAACAUGACCCCAAGAUCUUCAACAGGUAAGUUAAGGCCAAAGAAGAAAUCCACCUCUGAAAACUCCUCGAGACUUAAACAAGGGAGGAUUUCUCAGAAAAAUAUUGCAGAAAGGAUCCCCUUUCAGUCUUUGCCUAAAGGCUCUGGUAGCAACAUCAACCAGUCAGCUCCUCCUCUCUCUACUACUUCUAGGAACAGCAAUGUUCUCGCUGAGAGAAAAGAGAGCUCAUCUGCUAAUCAAACUGUGGAUCAACGUGAUGAAAAGGCAGCAGGAGAGGUCAAGAAGAAAUGGCACAUGGUGGUGGACUCAAGUUCUCUUAUUAAUGAUGAAUCUCGGAGAUCACUGAAACUCUUAGAGGGUCUCAAAGGAACCCAUCUCAUAAUUCCGAGAAUGGUUAUAAGGGAGCUAGAUUGUUUGAAACGUCGGGGAAAUGGCCUCAGGUUUAGGAAGGAGAAUGAUGCUUCUUUGGCUCUGCAAUGGAUAGAGGAAUGCAUGGUAAAGAUGAGAUGGUGGAUUCAUGUGCAAAGCUCAGCAGAAAGCAUGCCUGUAGCUGUAACACCACCAGCUUCUCCACGAACGAAGUUGAGUGAUGGAAGCAACGAGACUGGUGAUCCUCUGAUACGAGGGAGCCUGAUGGAAAUAAUUUCACCAACCGCUGAGGAUCACAUCCUCGAAUGUGCCCUUCUCUUCAAAAAAUUGGCUAGUGAUGGACAACUCGUCCUCCUAACAACUGAUGUGACUCUGAAAAUCAAGGCCAUGGCAGAGGGAUUGAUCUGUGAGACAGCAAAGGACUUCUGUGAAAGUCUGGUGAGCCCAUAUUCAGAGAGGUUCUUAUGGGCAGAGAGCACUCCAAGAGGGCCAACCUGGGAUAGUUUGGAUGAUAUAUGCAUCAAGGAAAACAUGAGGAAAGGGGAGGAUGGAUUGAAGAAGAAGGCUACAGAGGGUGCAAAGGGUCUCAAGCUCAUAUUGCUUCAUAACUCGUCUCAUUAUGGACAGCACCUCAACCUUCUCAAUUCAGUCAAGUCCUAAUGCUCUCUCAUACUGCUCCAUAACUCUUCACAUUAUGGGCAGUAUAUUUCUCUCUCUCUCUCUCUCUCUCUCUCUCCAAAUUCUCAAGGUUCUGGCCUGAGGAGCCAAACCCUUGUGUGAAAUAAGUUCUGUCGUUGUUAUUGUUUCUUAUAUUGAAGUGUUUUCUUUUGUGUUUUUUAGAAUAUGAGUAGACAGUGGUAUUUUGCUUUUGCUUCUCUCGAACUGGACAAAAGCUUCGUGUCUUUUUUCAUCUAAAGACUAUUCAUCGUCAUUAUCAAAACUUGUUCUCAACUAA
This is a messenger RNA of Amborella trichopoda, 2481 nucleotides long. The record is from RefSeq and is a predicted model, not a curated record. NCBI's taxonomy places the organism in Eukaryota, Viridiplantae, Streptophyta, Magnoliopsida, Amborellales, Amborellaceae.